GAAAUGUCCGUGUCGGCUACCGUACUGUAGUGACAACACGGCAGAGCACUUUGGUCGGACUCCGUCUGAAGCUGAGCUGCUAGCUUGGCAGAUAAGUAGCUCUCGAUUUUAUUGUAGAUGCGGACAGUCACGGUGUGAUACAAACAACUUCCAUAUUACACUUGAACAGCUGUAGAGGAAAAUGAGGCUGAAGGAGAUCCAGAGGACUGCCCACCAGGCGUGGAGUCCUGCUGAGCACCAUCCUAUCUACCUGGCCUUAGGAACAUCAGCACAACAGCUUGAUGCCUCUUUCAACACCACAGCUGCCAUAGAGAUAUUUGAGAUGGAUUUUUCUGACCCCUCUCUGGACAUGCAGCUCAAAGGAUCAUUACCCACUGCAAACAGGUUGCACAGUAUUGUAUGGGUAAAUUUUGGAAUGGGAGCAGACGGCACUGGAGGAAGACUGGUUGGUGGGAGCGAAAAUGGCACAUUGACUGUCUAUAACCCAGAGGCAAUAAUGAGUUCUGGCGCAGAGGCAAUAGUGGGACAGUCUGAGAAACACACAGGACCCGUCCGAGCACUCGAUUUCAACCCUUUUCAGAGUAAUCUCCUCGCAUCAGGAGCAAAUGAUUCAGAGAUAUAUAUCUGGGAUCUAAACAACUUUAGCAGUCCAAUGACGCCAGGAGCAAAGACACAGCCUGCAGAAGACGUCAGUGUCAUAUCCUGGAACAGGCAGGUUCAGCACAUCCUGGCCUCUGCCAACCCCAGCGGGAAAGCAGUUGUGUGGGACCUGAGAAAGAAUGAGCCCAUCAUCAAGAUCAGUGAUCACAGCAACAGGAUGCACUGUUCAGGAAUGCUCUGGCACCCUGAUGUGGCCACUCAGUUGGUGUUGGCUUCUGAAGAUGACCGACUCCCCGUCAUCCAGAUGUGGGACCUCCGUUUUGCCACAUCACCUCUUAAAGUCCUUGAGAACCACACAAGGGGAAUUCUGUCCAUAUCCUGGAGCCAGGCUGACUCUGAGCUCCUGCUGAGUAGUGCAAAAGACAACAGGAUCCUCUGCUGGAAUCCAAACACUGGAGAGGUCAUUUACGAGCUUCCAACAACAAACCAGUGGUGUUUUGAUGUUCAGUGGUGCCCCAGGAAUCCAGCCCUACUUUCGACAGCAUCAUUUGAUGGGAGAAUUACUGUUUACUCUGUGAUGGGAGGAAGUCUGAAAGCUCAGCAGCAAAGCACAGCUGAUAAGAUAUCCUCCUCAUUCGAUUCAAUGGAUCCCUUUGGGACAGGGCAGGUGCUCCCUCCUCUGCAAGUCCCUCAGCCUACAAUGCAAGACACCAUAGUUCCUCCUCUGAAGAAGCCACCUAAGUGGGUGCGCAGGCCAGUGGGAGCCUCCUUUGCUUUUGGUGGAAAGCUGAUAACUUUUGAGAAUCCCAAGCUGCCUCCAGUGCAGAGCCCCCAGUCUGUCCCCAGACAAGUGUUUGUGAGCCAGGUUACCACGGAGACCGAGUUCCUCCAGCGCUCCAGGGAGCUGCAGAUGGCGCUGCAGUCGGGUUCCUUCAACAACUACUGCCAGGCCAAGAUUCAGAAUGCCAAGUCAGACGCUGAGCAGGACAUAUGGAAAUUCCUUCUGGUUAAUUUUGAGGAUGAGGCCCGCAUUAAGUUCCUCAGACUUUUGGGCUUCAGCAAAGAUGAAUUGGAGAGAAAGAUUUCAAAAUGCCUGGGGAAGAAUUUCCAACCCAAUGGACAUGGAGUAGAUGCCAGAGAUCUGGCAGAAAAGAUGCAGCGGCUCAGUACUGAGAGGUCAAACGAAGCAGCUGCAGUGGCUGAUGCUAGAACUUCAGGUUCUGUUUCACCAGCAGACUUCUUCAGUCGGACGCCAAAGGAAAGCGCUAACUUCCAGAUCCCUGUAUCAUGUGAUACUGAUGGUUUGAUAAGCCAGGCGCUGCUGGUUGGCAACUUUGAGGGAGCUGUGGAUCUGUGUCUGAAUGAUGGUCGCUACGCUGAAGCCAUCCUGCUGUCAAUCAGUGGAGGAGAAGAACUGCUUAAAAAGACUCAGCAGAAAUAUUUAAGCACGCAUAAGAACAACAUUUCAAUGCUUAUAUCAUCAGUUGUGACUCAGAACUGGAGGGAUAUAGUGCAUAGUUGUGAGUUGGACAAUUGGAAGGAGGCUCUCGCUGCUCUGCUGACCUACGCUCACCCUGAAGAUUUUGCUCGUCUGUGCGAUACCCUGGGAGGCCGGUUGGAGUGUGAGGGCACAGAGAAGCGCUGCCUGCAAGCCUGCCUGUGUUACAUCUGCUCUGGAAAUAUUGAGAAGCUCGUGGAGUGCUGGGCCUUGCACAGAGACUGCUCUUCUCCUCUUGGUCUAGAGGAUCUGGUUGAGAAAGUAAUGAUGCUGAGAAAGUCAAUCGAACGCCUCCGCAACAGCGAGGUGGCAGUCCAGAGCCCCAUUCUGGCCGAGAAGCUAACCUGCUACGCCGGCAUACUGGCUGCAGAGGGCAGCUUGUCCACUGCCAUGAGCUACCUGCCUGAGAACUCAGACCAACCUGGGCUCAUGAUGCUGAGAGACAGACUAUUUCAUGCUCAGGGAGAGGCUGCUGCUGCUGCUGCCCAACAGCCUCCAAACUCCUUCAACAGAGUCAACGUGUCCACAGCAAAGCUCACUCCUGCCGCUCCCACUUCUGCACCAAAAGCACAAAUUAUGGGUCAGUACCAGCCUUCUGUUCCUUCCCAAGUCACUGGACAACAGCAGCCUCCUAUGCCAUCACUUUUUACCCCUCAAGCUGUUCCAGCCAACCCAGGGCCUGGUCUGCCUCCCUCUUCUCAUGUACUGCCGCCCAGUGCAACCCGCCCUGCCAUGAGACCUCCCUACCCCCAACAUCCUGCUACUGCUCCAGGUUUCCUUCCUCAUCAGCCAUUCCAGCCUCAGCCUAUGUCCACUGGCGGACCCUUAUCCUUCCCUCCUCCAGGUCCUUCUAUGCCAGCUGCUAACUUAUCAGGACCUCAGCUACCGCCUUCGUCGUCGACCACCGGAGGCCUGCCCCCCAUGCCCAGCCCUGGGGUGCCACCGACAGGCUUCAUGCCGUCUACCUCUUUGCCUUCAGGCCUCAUGCCACCCAGCUCUCAGCCUGGAGCCCCGGUUCCCAUGUACCCAGGGGGCCUCCACAGCCAGGGGCCCGCACCCCCCAUGGCAUCUGGUCCCUAUGUUCCUCUGGGAUCGGGGUAUCCUCAAGGAGGCCCUGGAGCUCCUGCAGCAAAGCCCUUGCCUGCUCCUGUAGUCGCUCCUCCUCCUACAGGAUACUUUCCAUGGCUGAAUUCCCAGACUGACAAUGAAGGACCUCAAGAGGGCUGGAAUGACCCACCAGCAGUAAGAGGUGGACCCAGAAAGAAGAAGGUCCCUGAUAACUACACUCCACCAGCACCCAUCACAGCCCCUGUGAUGGGAUUCCCAGUGGAGGCUCAUCAGUCUCACGAUCACACCCAAGUUCCUCCCGGAGCCCCUCAGGAGCCCAGCGUACAGCUUCUCCAGCAGCUGCCAGCGGAGAGGGUGGAGCAGAAAGAAAUCCCCGCUGAACACAUGGUCCUCAAAUCAACCUUCGAUAGCCUGGUGCAACGCUGCCAGCUAGCAGCAGGAGACCCACAAACAAAAAGGAAACUUGAUGAUGCAGCCAAACGUUUGGGGCACCUGUAUGAUAAACUGAGAGAGCAGUCGCUCUCCCCCAACAUCCUGAAUGGGCUCCACGAGAUCAGCCGCUGCGUCGCCAGCCAGAACUACCAGCGUGGCCUGGAGGUCCACACUCAGGUGGUCAGCAGCAGCAACUUCAGCGAGAUCUCCACCUUCAUGCCCAUCCUCAAAGUGGUCAUGACCAUCGCCAACAAGCUGGGUGUCUAACCACCCCCCCGAGGACACCGCCAACCAGACAUCAGUGUUAUCAUAUUGUUAUAUAUGUAUUUAUUUCUUUUUGACAUGACAACGUGCGCUGAUAAUGAUAAUAAUGGCUGAUAUUAUUAAAAGAUUGUGGUCUCCCAUCACUCCAUACUGAUUUUGGGCAGUGAGGUGGAUUUUUUUUGUAGAGAUUUGUUAAUGUUGCUGUGAUAAUUUUACAACAAAAAAAAAAGAUGAAUGUAUUCUGAAAGUUGUGAUUCUGUGUAAAUUCAACAGUUGAUGUAAUAUACGAAUCAAGCGGUGCGACGUUUUGCGUCGAGGAGGUGGUUGUGCAAAAGUAGGUGCUUUUUUUCAUACUCCGCGUUACACUCUACACAUAUUUUUUCCUCUCACUUCAGCAGCAGUUAUAAAAAAAGUUUUCAUUGAAUUCAUGCAGCAUUCCAGCUGCAGAAACAAAACAUCUGGGACUAGCAACCACUACCUCUGAGGUAGGGGUGAAAAUCAUGAGAAUAAAAUUUGGGUUGUGCUUACUA
This is a messenger RNA of Amphiprion ocellaris (clown anemonefish), 4392 nucleotides long. RefSeq names its product SEC31 homolog B, COPII coat complex component (gene sec31b). NCBI's taxonomy places the organism in Eukaryota, Metazoa, Chordata, Actinopteri, Pomacentridae. The transcript is spliced from 26 exons. Gene Ontology annotation, cellular component: endoplasmic reticulum exit site; COPII vesicle coat. The record is from RefSeq and is a predicted model, not a curated record. The coding region runs from base 182 to 3865 and encodes 1227 amino acids. Gene Ontology annotation, biological process: intracellular protein transport; endoplasmic reticulum organization; COPII-coated vesicle cargo loading. Gene Ontology annotation, molecular function: protein binding; structural molecule activity.